AUGCUGACGGUUCGCCAACAUUACCUCAAACCAUUCUUAGGUACUCUUUGGGAUCCGGCUGGUGUGCUUGAUGGCGCCGCUGAUUUUCUCCGAUAUUUAAAACAAACCGGCCGGAAUGUCUUUCUUGUAACGAAUAAUAGCACUAAGUCGGUCGAAAAAUAUUUGGAAAAGUGCAAUAAAUUAGGGCUCCCACUCGAACCGUCAGAGAUUAUAUGUUCCGCCAAUGUUACUGCCACCUCCUUGGCCAAAGAUGGUCUCAAGGGUCCAUUCUACGUUAUUGGACAGUCUGGACUUGGCGAAGAGUUGGAUAAAGUGGGGAUCGAGCAUUUUGGGAUCGGACCGGACAACACACCCCUUAAUGAAUUCGACGCCACACAUCUGCGGGCAAAUAUUUCGGGAGUAAUUGUCGGGUUCGAUUCCCAUUUUAACUACAUGAAACUUAUGAAAGCAGCAAGUUAUCUCGCGCAAGGUGUCCCAUUUUACGUUACAAAUGAAGACGCGCUCUUGCCAUGCUCUGACUAUCGAAUGCCUGGGACGGGCUCCAUAGUUGCUUCUGUCCGAAAGGCGUCCGGUGCGGAACCAAUAGUUUUUGGUAAACCCUCAAAGACAGUAUGGGAGUUCAUCAAGAGCAAGUAUGGAGCCGAAGAGAAGACAACAUUGAUUGUUGGAGACAGGCUGGACACCGACAUCCAUUUGGGUAGAGUGUCAGGUCUGUAUACUGUGUGCGUGAUGAGUGGAGUGACCUCGGAAGCAGUGUUGACAGCAGCCCGUGCAGAUCCGGCCAAGGCUCCUCUCCAAUCGCCAGAUUUGGUAUACCCCAGUGUCUUAGAGAUGUAUCAGGAACUGUUAGAGGAGGACAAAAAGGCAGAGUAG
This is a messenger RNA of Hydatigera taeniaeformis, 873 nucleotides long. Lineage: Eukaryota; Metazoa; Platyhelminthes; Cestoda; Cyclophyllidea; Taeniidae. The record is from the annotation of a GenBank genome assembly.